AGUCGCACGCAAGCGUCGCAACGUAUGCACGUAGGCUGAUCCGACCGAUCGUUAGAGUCGGAAAAAAUCGGUACGCGCGCGUGAUCGGGCUUGAAAACGCGGUGAAAAAUGUGUCGAUGUUGCUCGAGGAAGUGUCACCCCGAACAAGUGAAUUAUUCGACGCGGCCUACGUGCAGCCAGGAGGGAAAGUCCCGAGGGAGCGAGGAUCGGGCGAUCUGAACCGCGUGACAACAUACGUGGAUCGACUCACAUGGCGAGUUAUUCGCGAGGACGCACGUCCAGGCAAUCCGAUGACACAAUGGACGAUGAUAUUGACGAUAAGGAUGACACAAAACGAAAAUCCCGGAAUUUAAGCGAGAAGAAGCGCCGAGAUCAGUUCAACAUGCUCGUGAACGAGCUUGGAAGCAUGGUCGGUUCGAACGCGCGAAAAAUGGACAAGUCUACCGUAUUAAAAUCCACAAUACUAUUCCUGAGAAACCAUAAUGAAAUAGCUGUACGAUCGAGGGUGCACGAAAUCCAAGAAGAUUGGAAACCAUCAUUUUUAUCCAACGAAGAAUUCACGCAUCUCAUAUUAGAGGCUCUGGACGGUUUUAUAAUGGUAUUUUCUUCAAGCGGGCACAUUUAUUACGUGUCUGAAAGUGUUACAUCUCUACUUGGGUAUCUCCCAAACGAACUGGAAAACACGACCAUCUAUGAUAUUACUUAUCAGGAUGACCAGUCUCCCCUUUACAACGUCCUACUGAAUCCUGCCAACACGAGAGAUCGGCGAAAUAUUGAAAAGGGGGAUCAAAUAUCUUUCUCGUGUCACAUUAAAAGGGGUGGAUUGAACGUUCAGGAGAACCCAGUAUACGAACUCGUACAAUUCGUCGGAUAUUUUCGGUCCGAUGUUGAUGCAGAGGUAGAUACUUUGCUCCCAAACACCAAGUAUGGCAACACCGGUGGACUAGAUAUGAAAUUGGUUUUCGUGGGCACAGGGCGGCUCCACACGCCACAAUUGAUCCGGGAAUUGUCCGUGAUGGACAACACCAAGUCAGAGUUCACGUCCCGCCAUAGUCUCGAGUGGAAAUUUCUGUUUCUGGAUCAUCGAGCGCCUCCCAUCAUCGGCUACCUGCCGUUCGAAGUGCUGGGCACAUCCGGUUACGAUUAUUACCACGUGGACGACUUGGACAAGGUUGUUACCUGCCACGAAUCACUGAUGCAGAAAGGCGAAGGAACCUCCUGCUAUUACAGGUUCCUCACGAAAGGCCAGCAGUGGAUUUGGUUACAGACUAGAUUCUACAUCACGUACAAUCAGUGGAACUCGAAGCCGGAGUUUAUCGUAUGCACUCAUUAUGUCGUUAAUUACAUCGACGUGAUUAAAGAACUGCGCAAGGAGUCGGCGAGCUUCAACAAGAACCAAAACCAGGACGUUCUGAUCCCGGUGAAGCAACAACAGGUAACGACGUCCUGUCCUGUUCCGUCGACCCAAUGGCCGGCGAAAUCGCCCAACGCGUCGAAAUCGGUGGCGUCGAACACACGAUCGCGACAUCAAGUCGAAAGUUCUGAUAGCUCUUCGAUAUCCACUUCCAUACAAAGCUCUUCGCACUCGCAAAUAACGCGAGUCUCGCGAUCGAAGGUCGCCCCGUCGAAUAAUUUGGUAGCUUCGAAGGCUCAGAUCGGCCCGAUCGACAACAGACAACAACCGCAGCAACAAUCUCAGUUCGAGGUCGAUCAGAGUUGUAUAGGCUUUAUGGAACAGGCGCCGUACGCGACGAUUAAUUUGCAACCGGUGGUCAGUACGAGUUUCACGACUCCAACCGCGCCGAUUAUUUCGACCAUUCCGACCCACGAGAUGUUGCAUCAGCAAGGUAUCGUGAUGACACCGGUGCAGAAUCAAAUCCAAGACGAGCUGCAACGCAAACACGAGGAACUGCAGCAGCUGAUAGUGCACCAGCAGGAGGAACUCAGGAAAGUGUCGGAACAACUGUUUAUCGCUAGAUACGGAAUCUUAUCGCCAUUGCUCAAUGCGGGAAUACCGUACAAUGCUACAAACACGUGCCAGCAAAUGAAUAGAUGCAACACGAAUAAUUCGAACGUGCAGUUGCCCAUGUCGAGCAACAUACAGGGUGUAAACAUCCUUUCGUUGCCGAUCACGGUUCCGGUGCCUAUAGUAUCCACGGAAUUGUUUUCCCAACCGUUACCAGUCAGUCCAGUGCCAAUAGUGUCGACCACGGCCCAAGGGAACGUCGGUACGAUGAUCCAAUCGCAGCAACCGGAACCGACGCAGCAGAACGGAAACCCUCCAGAUCUCGUGCCUUUCCAAAUCUGUCCACCCCAAACGGACAUGCUGUACAACGACAUCGAGCCAGCCGCGAGACAGCAACAGGGACCUUCUCAGAAUUGAAUCGCAUUCCGUCACACAUUCCAUCGAAACCUAGAAACAAAAUACUCGCCCAGUACACGAUUCGCGAGACUAAUCGUUAGACACGCGAGACGGCCAUUUUUCCACGACUGUGUCCGCGUCUGUUACCAUAGAACGAAUUACCGAGCUUGAUUUUAUAUUUUCCGAGGAACGAGAUCUCCCAAUCGUGACGCAAAUUGGACGGAUCGUGAAAAAUUUCCUAGUACAUAUCUUUGUUCGAUUAACAAACGAAUCGUUCGAUGGAGUUCGGUUAAACUUUCAUUCGUUCCGCGCAGGGCUGUGACAAGUGGUAAGCGAAAUCGAAAGCCAUGUUACGAAGAGCGUCCGCCAACGUGCUUGAAAUCAAACGAUUAAAUUUAUACUUCACCGUCCGCAUAGUUCGCGUAAAAACUUCGCAUACGUUCGCGAAAGUAGUUGCAUUUCGCUUCAUGGAAAAAGAUUCGUUAUCGAAGUUCAAUGAAAAGCAAUAUUUUUUAACUUUCACACGUGCAUGGAAAAUAUUCUUAAAAAUUCGUAGCUAACAAAAUUCUUUUUAAUUUAUGUUCGAUGUAUCUUGAAAGUAGCAGUUUUUUAAAUUGCUCUGGAAUGCUUUCAUUAGAUUUUUGUUAUGGAUGUAUUUAAAUUUCAAUAUUUAAGUAAAUGCCAGGAAUAAAUGAGAACUUAAGAAAUCGAAUAUUAAGAAAAUGCAAAAGUAUGAAAAAAAAUUAGUUUAAACGUGAAAAGUGAAUUUUAAAACAAAUUUAUGUAGCACAAACAACGAUUUAAUUUUUGUUUAAGUUUCAGUUCGAUCUGUAUGCGAAGUUUUUUAUGGAUUGCAUAGAGCAGUGGUUCUCAAUUUAUGGACUACGGAUCCCAGGGGGGCUCCGCGAAUUUCUAUACUAAAUAUUUAUUUUUUGUUUCAAACGUUACAUUAAAAAAUAUUAAUUUUACCCUUUCCGUAAUUUGAAACGAUAUCUACUGUACUAUAAUGAAUCUUUUCAUGUGUUGAAGUCACUAUUGUGUCUUGAACCGAGGGAUUAUAACCUCUCUUAGGUAACUGUGAAUUUCUUUAGAAAAUGAAAUUUGCGACAUCCAAAAAUAUUACAGGCCCCUAUUUAAUUCAACUAAUAUUUUGACGCGCAAUUUUGAGAAUGGGUUCGUAGAAAGAAGAGGUUGAGAACCUACUGUCAUAGAGGGUAGUUUAAUUCACUUACGAGAGUACAAAACGCUUCUGGAAUUACUUGAACUGAUCUCCGAUGAAAAAUGUUACGUUCCAGGUAGCCUAAUUAUUUUUGUUAUGACGUUCACGACAUGACUAGAGGAAACGGGGACCCGCGUUUUCGGAAACAGGGUAUAUUUACAUAUAUUCGUGCGUGUAUGUACACGAGGAGAAAGGAAAAAAGUAAUAUAUUUUGUUGUAAAUGUAUAUUGAUAGACUUUUCAUAUGUAUUGGUACUGUAGAGAACGAUGUGUAUUAUAACCGUGAAUGUGGUAUCGAAAUCGUUAUAUUUUGUAAUUGUUAUUAGAUUAUGCAUACAACGCGAAGACUAAUCGCAAGGGACGUGUCUGAUCUGGGACUAUGUAUAUUAAGACAAUUUUCCUCUCAUGAUUGUACAAGACACGAAAAUUGGAAGAUAUACAAUACAUACAUAUCCAAUGUGCAAAUAAAUAAAUAAAAGUUCCUAGAAA
Colletes gigas is the source of this 4069-nucleotide messenger RNA. It is a transcript of the gene Clk, whose product is annotated as circadian locomoter output cycles protein kaput. Gene Ontology annotation, molecular function: DNA-binding transcription factor activity, RNA polymerase II-specific; protein dimerization activity; RNA polymerase II cis-regulatory region sequence-specific DNA binding. The record is from RefSeq and is a predicted model, not a curated record. NCBI's taxonomy places the organism in Eukaryota, Metazoa, Arthropoda, Insecta, Hymenoptera, Colletidae. Gene Ontology annotation, cellular component: cytoplasm; nucleus; CLOCK-BMAL transcription complex. Gene Ontology annotation, biological process: circadian regulation of gene expression; regulation of transcription by RNA polymerase II. Bases 251 to 2383 code for a protein of 710 amino acids. The transcript is spliced from 12 exons.